Messenger RNA from Ciona intestinalis (vase tunicate), 762 nucleotides. Its product is annotated as putative methyltransferase DDB_G0268948. Gene Ontology annotation, molecular function: S-adenosylmethionine-dependent methyltransferase activity. NCBI's taxonomy places the organism in Eukaryota, Metazoa, Chordata, Ascidiacea, Phlebobranchia, Cionidae. The record is from RefSeq and is a predicted model, not a curated record.
AUGGUGGACGUGGGGUGUGGGAGUGGGCAGUCCACCGAGGUGUUCGCCCCAUAUUUCGAUCAAGUAACCGGCGUGGAUCCGAGUGAGAAGCAGAUAGAGUUGGCACGAAGUGGGAAUAAGUUUGCGAACGUUGAGUAUAAAGUUGGGGAUGGGGAGGAGUUGGCUGUGGAGGAUGGUAGUGUCGAUAUGGUGGCGUGUGGACAGUCGGCGCAUUGGUUGGAUCACGGUAGGUUCUUCAUGGAAUGCAAAAGAGUUUUGAAGCCAAAUGGAUGCUUGGUGCUGCAUGGAUAUGAUCGGCCCGUUAUUAGGGGGUUCCAGCCAAAAGUUGAGGGUUUGGGUGAAGUUUUGGAAAAAUCCGAUGAAAUUUUCAAACAGUUUUACGAGAAAUGUUUAUUCCAUCCACGACGCCACCAUGUGGACAAUCAUUAUCGGGACAUAGAGAUCUUAUAUGAAAGUCAGAGAAAAGUUCGUGACGAGUCAGCAAAAAUUGAGUUUAACGGAAAAUUUUCAGAUUUCGUUUCCUAUUUGUCGACUUGGUCGGGUUACCGAAGUUUUAUGGAAAAAAUAUCAAAAGAUUUCGAAAAGUCGUCGAUAAUUGAUAAAAAUUCACCAGAAUUACAAAAAGAUAUUUUGUACCAGUUGUGUAAAGAUUUGAAACAAAUUUGGGCGUGCGACAAACUUAAUGAUGAUGAAAUAAUGGUCGACGUUGCAUGGGACGUGUUCAUUAUUAUGUCAGAAGUACCUCAUCUAAAAACAACUUAA